Messenger RNA from Parastagonospora nodorum SN15, 171 nucleotides. RefSeq lists its product as hypothetical. Lineage: Eukaryota; Fungi; Ascomycota; Dothideomycetes; Pleosporales; Phaeosphaeriaceae. The coding region runs from base 1 to 171 and encodes 56 amino acids. The record is from RefSeq and is a predicted model, not a curated record. The transcript has 2 exons.
AUGGCAGCGCCGUUCAUAGCAAUUUGGGCUCCUUUAGAGUAUUUCAAAACGGGCGAACAUGUGGUAGAAGCUGACAUACCCAGCUUCAAGGCUGUUCAAGGCUUCAAUAGGUCGCGAAACUUGGACCCGGUGGCAUUCAAGGGCUCGGAAGACGACAUUACGGUGUUGUGA